UAUCAUAUGGCUAUCAUCUCAUGUGUUUUUACCAAACAAAAAAAUGGUUAGAAACCAAUUCAACAACGUACAUAUAAGUAUAACCAUUAAUUUCCCUUGAGUGAUUGACGGGGCUAAAAGUCUUUGGUUAUUUGAGGACCUCUUUGCAAUUUAUAAAAAAUAAUAUAGUACUAGCAUUGGCUUCUUCUUAUGCAUAUAAAUAUGGAAAAGGAGAUGCAAUAAAAUAUGUCAGAGUUUGCAUGCUUGAUUUAUAUUUUGGUAUAAUAUUCAUCAAAGCAUACAUUCUUUAAAAGAAACUCUUUUGAUCAUGUCUAUCAUUUUUAUGCUUCUUGGUAUAUUGUCCAUUGGACUAAAAUUUACAGGUGUGGAAUCCGUAGGAGUUUGCUAUGGAGUGAAUGGCAAUAAUCUACCAUCAAGGCAAGAAGUUGUGGAUUUAUAUAAAUCAAAUGGCAUUAACCAAAUGCGCAUAUACUACCCAGAUGAACAAGCCCUCCAAGCCCUAAGAGGUUCCAACAUAGAAUUGAUUCUUGAUGUUGCUAAGGACACUCUUUCUUCUCUAACAAAUGCCAAUGAAGCCACAAAUUGGGUUACCAAAUAUGUCACACCCUAUGCACAAGAUGUAAAAAUCAAAUACAUCACUGUUGGAAAUGAAAUUCACCCUAGUGACAAUGAGGCCCAAUCCAUUCUCCCUGCCUUAAAUAACAUUCAAAAUGCAAUUUCAUCAGCCAAUUUACAAGACCAAAUCAAGGUGUCAAUAGCAAUUGACAUGACUUUGAUUGGUAAAUCAUAUCCUCCUAGUGAUGGUGUUUUUAGUGACCAAGCAAAAUCAUAUAUUCAACCAAUAAUUGACUUCCUUGUGAGCAAUGGAGCACCACUUCUUGCUAAUGUGUAUCCAUAUUUUGCUUAUAUUGGUGAUAAACAAAGCAUUCCUCUUGACUAUGCUCUUUUUAAGCAACAAGGAAACAAUGAUGUUGGGUACCAAAAUCUCUUUGAUGCACAAUUAGAUUCGGUAUAUGCCGCUCUUGAGAAAGUAGGAGGUUCGAAUGUGAAGAUAAUUGUGUCUGAGAGUGGGUGGCCAUCCGCGGGUGAAGAUAGCGCCACAACUGACAAUGCUAAAACAUAUUUGUCUAAUUUGAUCAAUCAUGUUAAGAGUGGAAAUGGGACUCCGAAGAGGCCCGGUACAAUUGAGACUUACUUGUUUGCCAUGUUUGAUGAAAAUCAGAAGAAUGGUGCAGCAACUGAACAACAUUUUGGUCUCUUCAAUCCUGACAAAUCAUCUAAAUAUCAAAUAAGUUUCAAUUGAAUAAAUUGGUAAUUUAAAAAAAAAUAUAUAUAUAGCUAAAUAUAAUUUACUAGGUAAGAAUAAUUGUGCUAGCAUGUGGACAUGUUGUUGUUGCUGUUGUUGUUGUUGUUGUUGUUGUUGUUGUUGUUGUUUGCUGGUUCCUAUUUAUACAAUGAAUUGAAUAAAAAGAAAGAAGAUCAUCUCUUAUAUUGUUAA
Messenger RNA from Trifolium pratense (red clover), 1498 nucleotides. Its product is annotated as glucan endo-1,3-beta-glucosidase-like. Gene Ontology annotation, biological process: carbohydrate metabolic process. The coding region runs from base 308 to 1303 and encodes 331 amino acids. The transcript is spliced from 2 exons. Lineage: Eukaryota; Viridiplantae; Streptophyta; Magnoliopsida; Fabales; Fabaceae. The record is from RefSeq and is a predicted model, not a curated record. Gene Ontology annotation, molecular function: hydrolase activity, hydrolyzing O-glycosyl compounds. Gene Ontology annotation, cellular component: plasma membrane.